AUGUCUCACAUGUCGUUGGCUUCUCAUGCAAUUUGCUGGAAGGUAACUGCUAUUGAUAAUGCAUAUUUGUUGAAGAGAUUCAAUGAAAAAAACAUCGCAGUUUCUCUAAAAAUUUUGGAUGAAAAAACUGUAAUAGAUCUUAUAGCUCAUACUAACUACUGGAAACUUGGUAUUUUAAUAGAUGUUCGCUGCUACGUCGAUGAUUUGGCAGCAGAUUCUCGACUGUUUGACGAACUGCGGUAUUGGCUCAUACUCAGCCAUGACAUGUCGGAUGUUUUACGCACUUUAGAUGACACCAGCUUUGGCAUAUCCACAAAUCUUGUCAUCGCCGUAACGUCUUUUGACGGAAGUGGUUAUGAGCUAUACGACGUUUACAACCUAUUCAAGGAUCGAAACGAAAACACAAGAAUCAUGUUUUAUGGUAAUUGGUAUGAAAAAGGUGGGCUCCACGUCGUACGUUCGUUACAAAAUAAGAUUGCCAGGCGAUCGAAUUUAAAUCACGUCGACCAAAGGGCUAUGUUUUACAAGUGUGCACAUAAGCCACCCGAAAUGCUGUUAGAAGAUUAUUUGGAUGAUUUCACACACAGAACUUGGGAUGCCAGAGCUAAAUUUUCUUUCAAUAUAUUGAGGCAUCUCUCUGAUCUUUAUAAUUUUACUUUAUCAAUUACUGAAUCUGAAAAGUGGCCAGAAGGAGAUAGACUCGGACCGAUGCUUCGAGCAUUGAUUAACAAAACGAUAGAUUUUACGGGUACAACAUUGACCAUGGACAUACAGAGAACGUACCUCAUGAAAUUUGUGCAUCAAGAUUGGCCAUUUAGAACUUGCUUUAUAUUCCGAAAUCCGCAGCCAAAAAAUUUAAAAGUUGGGGAAUUGCUACGACCUUUGAGCAUGAAAACUUGGGUGCUAACGGGAAUAACCUUGUUUGCAUUCGUUUAUUUUCUCGCGUUACUACUGCGUUACGAAACAAGCGAUCGCACCUGGAUUAAUUAUUCAAAUUCAAUUCUUUCGGUCAUCGGUGCUCUUUGCCAACAAAGUACAAAUGUGCACUUGAAUCAUCCAUCAACACGCAUAGUGUACUUAUUUCUUAUGGUAUUCAGCCUCCUUAUGUACAAUUAUUAUUCUGCAAGUAUCGUGUCAGUCAGAUUAAAUGAGCCAAUUUUUAAAAUUAAAAAUUCCCUUUUUGAAAUGACAAACUUAAAUUUGAAAAUGUCAUCAGAGUGGAUGAGUUAUUUGCAGUAUUUUUUAGAGCACGGUGAUGUUGAAGUUAAAAAAUUUGUAAGUAAUAAAUGGUCGCAAAUACCGGAGAAGCAGCGUUAUGUCGAGCCUGAUCAGGCACUGUUGAUGGUUCAGAAAGGCGGAUACGCUUAUCAUACGCACCCAGAGGUGGCAUAUGCUUAUAUAGAUAAGUUAUACACGCAUAGAGAGAAUUGCGAAUUAAUGGAGGUAGAUCUUGCUAGGCCACAUUAUACCGCAUUCGCUGUGACGUUCAACAGUUCUAUAGAAGAAUUAGCAAGGAUUGGCUUGACAAAAAUUACCGAAGUUGGACUGAGAAAUCGACAGCUGUCCAAAUGGGUGUACAAAAAGCCACCCUGUCGCAACGACAUUUUAAGCGCAACGAGUAUAAACAUAUACGAAUUCGCGCCACACCUGCUACUUCUGGUCAUUGGAAUAAAUAAAUACAAUGAAGUGUCGAUGAACUUGUUUGCUCAAACAAAAUAUCAUAGAUUAGGCAUAUUUUUUGAUGUUCGUUGCUACGAUACCAAGAUCAUUAAAACUAAAUUUCUUGAAGCAAACGAAUUACGUAUAUUUGGUGAAUUACAUCACUGGUUAAUAUUAGGGUCAAAUUUAUCGAGAAUUUUGGAUAUAAUUGAAGAUGAAGCGUUUGGCACGUCUACAGAUUUUGUUAUUGCGAUACCAUCAGCAAGAAACGAUAGUUUCAUACUUUACGACGUGUAUAAUUUAUUUAAAAAUCUUGGAGAAAAACUCAAAGUUAUUUCAUUAGGUCACUGGUUUGAAGAGGAAAACAUUGUUAUCCGUUUAAAUCAAUCCAAAAUUAUUAGGAGAUCUAAUAUGCACCAAAUUUCGAUAAGAGCAAUGCUCUAUAAGUGCGCUCAUAGACCAAACGGAACUGCGCUAGAGGAAUACUUGGGCGAUUACAAUGCUCUUAACAGCUGGGAUGCUCAGCAUAGAUUUGCAUAUUUUGUACUUCAGUAUCUAUCAGUAUUAUACAAUUUCACUUUGAAUUUAAUCGAAUCCAAAAUGUGGGAAGCAGGAGACGCCUUGGGUCCUAUCGUUCGAGCUCUGAUAAACGAUUCAAUUGACAUUACUGGCUCACCUAUAUCGAUGAGUGAGAAAAGGGUAAAUGUAUCUAAAUUUGUUCAUCAAGAUUGGCCUUUCCGAACUUGUUUUAUUUUUCGAAGUCCUCCGAAAACUAACAUAAAAACUCAAGAAUUGUUACGUCCUCUUAGUACAGAUGUAUGGUGCUUGACGAUUGUACUUCUUACUGUGGAGGUAAUUUUGUAUACCAUAAUCUUACGCUAUGAUGGUACUGAAUCUAUAUUCAUUCGCUUUUCGGAUUCAUUAUUGACUACAAUUGCUUCUGUGUGUCAACAAAGUUCAGAUGUUGCAAUGAAUAGUUUAUCAACUAGAAUCUGUUAUAUAUUUUUAUUACUUUUCUCUUUAUUAUUCUAUAAUUUUUAUUCAGCAAGCAUCGUAUCAUCUCGCUUUGGCGAGCCCAUUUACAAAAUCAACAAUUCCUUGAACGAAAUGAGCAAACUAAAUUUAAAAUUAUCUUCUGAAUGGACAGUUUAUUUACCCUACUUUUUUAAGUACAAAGACUGGGAAGUGCAAGAAUUUUACAAAAACAUUUGGCAACAUAUACCCGAAAAACAUCGUUUUAUGAGUCCGGAACAAGGCAUGGAUUUGGUUCAAAAGGGUGGCUUUGCAUACCACACACAGCCGGAGGUCGCUUACCCAUUCAUCAAUAGGCUGUACAAUCAUCGAGAGACUUGCGAAUUGACGGAGGUCGAUUUGUCUCGAUUUAACGUUGCCGCUUUUGCAGUAACGCUCAACAGUAGUAUCGUAGAAACGAUGAGAAUUGGGUUGACAAAAAUCGCGGAGAUUGGUCUGCGGCAGCGACAGCUCACCAGGUGGCUUCACCGGAAGCCGCAUUGCCGCAAAGACAUUUUAACUGCAUCUAGCGUAAAUAUAUACGAGUUUGCGCCACAUCUGGUGCUUCUUGGGAUCGGCAUGAUUCUGGCCUUAGUCGCCUGUAUCGUUGAAAUACUUAUCAGCAAUCGUAUCGUCUCUGCUCGUUUAGACGAGCCAAUUUUCAAAAUAAACAACUCGCUUAACGAGUUCUCCAAGUUGAAUUUACAAAUGGCUUCAGAAGACAUGAUUUACUUGGAAUUUUUCCUCAAGUUUCCAGAAUGGGAAGUUCAGCAAUUUUAUAAAAACUACUGGCUAAAAUUACCCAAAUCGAAGUGGUUUAUACCACCCAAAGACGGAAUUAAAUUAGUGAAGGACGGCGGCUUUGCCUAUCAUACGCACCCUGAGGUUGGCUAUCCACACAUUGAACAGACUUUCGAAAAUCAUGAAAUUUGUGAAUUAACGGAAGUAGAUUUAGCUCAAAAAAUAUUUACCGCCUUUGCAGUUACUUGGAACAGUUCGAUCGUCGAAAUAGGACGUGUUGGGCUAACAAAAAUUGCAGAAGUUGGCUUGAGACGUAGACAACUGAAUCGUUGGUUAUUUAGGAAGCCACACUGUCGUGUAGACGUACUCAUGGCAUCGAGUAUUAAUAUGUACGAGUUUUUACCUCAUUUAAUACUUUUAGCGGUAGGAAUGAUCAUUGCGCCCGGAUCACCAAGAAACGUUGAAAUGUAA
Molecule: messenger RNA, 3882 nt
Organism: Trichogramma pretiosum
Lineage: Eukaryota; Metazoa; Arthropoda; Insecta; Hymenoptera; Trichogrammatidae
Exons: 20
Coding region: 1-3882 (1293 amino acids)
Cellular component (GO): membrane
Molecular function (GO): ligand-gated monoatomic ion channel activity
Source: RefSeq, a predicted model, not a curated record